UUGAUGACUCAAGCAUGGUUGUGACUCUACUCACCCAGUCACUAUAUGCGGUUCGACGUUAUGACAGGAAGGACUGUAAACUUGACAUGGUGGAGUCAUUCUAAAACGGUGGCUUUGAUCUGGCUCAUCUCUGCCUUCUUCUUCUACACCUUGUUCCAAAUGGCCCUCCGCAACUCAUCAGAAACCCUUUCAUCAAAUUCAUCUGAUUCUCCAAAUUUAAACACUGAGCAAAGAUCCAAGUUAUAUGACAAGAUGGCGAGAGAUCUCGAUGAGCAUGGAGCUGCUUUCAUGAAACAUGGUGAAACCUCUCAGUCCUUGACUAUUUCAGAUAUCUUCACAGUGAAAGAUGGAUAUGUGACACCUGUACUAAAGGCCGCAAAUCCUCCAGUUCGAGCUAAUAUAUUGUAUUUGAGCACUGAGUUCUCUGUCCCCAUAGCGGAGGCUGUCAAAAGUAUUUUUAGUCCUCACUUUGAGAAAGCAAUCUGGUUUCAGAACUCUACUAUGUACCAUUUUAGCAUGUUCCACGCCUCUCACCAUAUUGUACCUGUACCUGCCAGCAAAGAAGAGAUAGAAGUUGAAGCAUCUUCUGUGAAAGCUGUUGCUGCAAUGCUUUGCCCUUUGAAAAUCGUUUUAGACAGGGUGGUUUUGACUUCAACUGGAGUGCUCCUGGGUUGCUGGCAGGUAAUCUCAGGGACAGAUCCCAUAACCAUUCGUGCUAAGUUGAAGAAUGUGCUUCCUCGUGCACCAGAGAAGCAACUUGUAAGCUUCAUUGAACGACACAGUUUAGCUAUUAUGAUGCUUCUAUUCUUCACACUACAUUUGCAAGGCUUUUGGGUCCGUCGUCGACUAAGGAACGACUUGAAACAUCAGAUGAUGUUCAAUUUUUCCAUGAACUUGUUAAUCGACUUAAUAAUCAGAUACAUGGAUUCAAGGCAGUGGUGUCCGAACUCUGGUACGUGGAGGAAUAUGAUGUGCUUGCCCUUGCACUAAAUGGAAGAAUGAACGUUCGCAAAUUCAAACUUGGGUGCUCAAGAGAUUGAAGUUUAGACAAGCAUGUUAGAUUUACCGGAUGCAUCACCCCUUUUUUGUUAGGAAAUAUUGUUAAAGAAUUUGUUACCUACAUGAGAAAAAUGGGGUGAAGUGUAAUAUUUGAGUAUGUUUGGAGUUUAAGAAAACCUUAAGGUAGUGGAGUGUAAUUUACUCAUACAAAUAUGUAUUAGAUAUCGUAGCUGGUACUAAUGUAACAUUGAUUGUGCAUUUAGCAUCACUAAUCUUUUAAAUGGUUAAUGUACUGCAUUUUCCCAAA
This is a messenger RNA of Lotus japonicus, 1306 nucleotides long. RefSeq lists its product as uncharacterized. Bases 46 to 990 code for a protein of 314 amino acids. The transcript is spliced from 10 exons. The record is from RefSeq and is a predicted model, not a curated record. NCBI's taxonomy places the organism in Eukaryota, Viridiplantae, Streptophyta, Magnoliopsida, Fabales, Fabaceae.